This is a messenger RNA of Terrapene triunguis (Three-toed box turtle), 402 nucleotides long. RefSeq names its product scaffold attachment factor B1-like. Lineage: Eukaryota; Metazoa; Chordata; Testudines; Emydidae. Gene Ontology annotation, molecular function: sequence-specific DNA binding. Gene Ontology annotation, biological process: regulation of transcription by RNA polymerase II; regulation of mRNA processing. The transcript has 4 exons. The record is from RefSeq and is a predicted model, not a curated record. Gene Ontology annotation, cellular component: nucleus. The annotation marks the transcript as partial.
CGAGAGAGCCGGAGCAGCAGCGGCGGCGGCGUCAUGGCGGAGAGUCAGUCAGCGGCCGGGCUGGGGGAGUCUGCGCCCUUGGGCGGGGCGGCUCCCCCCGGCUCGGAGCCCGAGACCCGGCGGCUGAGCGAGCUGCGGGUGAUCGACCUGCGGGCCGAGCUCAAGCGCCGCAACCUGGACAGCGGCGGCAACAAGAGCGUGCUGAUGGAGCGGCUCAGGAAGGCCAUUGAGGAAGAAGGGGGCGACCCUGAUGAAAUGCCAGUGGCUUCAGAAGUUAGCAAUAAAAGAACACCAAAGAGAACUAGCAAAGGGCGAAAACCAGAAGAAGGCAUUGAAGACAAUGGACUGGAGGAAAACUCUAGAGAUGAACAGGAGGAUAUUGAAGCAAGUUUGGAUAACUUG